Messenger RNA from Branchiostoma floridae (Florida lancelet), 2661 nucleotides. RefSeq names its product polycystin-2-like. The coding region runs from base 297 to 1661 and encodes 454 amino acids. The record is from RefSeq and is a predicted model, not a curated record. Gene Ontology annotation, cellular component: membrane. NCBI's taxonomy places the organism in Eukaryota, Metazoa, Chordata, Leptocardii, Amphioxiformes, Branchiostomatidae. The transcript is spliced from 5 exons. Gene Ontology annotation, molecular function: calcium channel activity; calcium ion binding. Gene Ontology annotation, biological process: detection of mechanical stimulus.
UCGGUUGGUUGCUUGGUUGCUUGGUUGCUCAGUUGGUUUGGUUGUUGGUCAGUAUUCAAUUUUGUGUCGUGUGAUGAUUGUCUUUGGUGUGACUGACUCAUUCCUUUCUAUAUGUGCUAUAACGCUGUCCUGCUGCUGUCACAGAUAACCCGGUAGUAGGGACACACUCCACCUAUUGGGAUGGGGGCUACUACGUGACACUCGCCAACAUCACGCCCACCGCUGUCCUCGCCACCGUGGCACAGCUGGAGCCCAGCGGCUGGAUCGAUCGGUACACCCGAGCCGUUUUCAUCGAGAUGACGAUCUACAAUCCCCACGCCAACCUGUUCUCCGUGGUGAACCUGCUGACUGAGUUCACUGCCAUUGGAAAAGCCUAUCCCCAUGUGGACAUCACUACAGUCCGUCUCUACCGCUUCCAGACCAUCUGGGCUUGGGUUGUGGUCGGCUUUCAGGGACUCUUCAUCAUCUUCACCUUGUACUUCGCUUUCAGGGAAUUGGACCAUAUCGUGAAGCUACGGAGCUUGUACUUGAAGACCUUUUGGGGCUGUGUAGAACUGAGUUUGGCGAUCCUAUCUCUAGCGGAAGUCGGGGUCAUGCUGUACACAUUGUACAUUGUCCUCGAGUUCCAGUCAAAACAAGGGGCAAACACGGGACCAGUUGAGAAAACGUUUGAGAAGUACCGCAGGGCUGCGUACUGGGACCAGAUCAACACGUACGUGCUGGGCUGCUUGGUUUGUGUGGGGACACUCAAACUGCUGCACCUCCUGCGGUUCAACAAACACGUUGUUCUCGGAGCAGACACCAUAAAGAAGGCAGCCGGGCCACUAUCCGGGUUCUUCUUGAUUUUUACCCUAGUAUUCCUCGCUUUUGCGUUGUUUGCCGCUCUCGCGUUCGGCCCUUCGGAGGAUGGCUUUUCGCCCUUCAUCGCCACGCUGGAAACGCUGCUCACGAUCUUGCUGGGAAAGUUCUAUGAGAUGUCAGACCAAAAACCGAUCAUGGGACCGCUCUUCACCUUCUCGUUCAUCACGUUCUUUCAGUGGGUGAUAGUCACCAUGGUUGUUGCUAUCCUAGACUGCGCCAUACACGAGGUUGCAGAAGAGAACUCCCAGCAGAAGCCGGAAACUGAGCAGGUUGCAGACCUGAUGUUGGAGCGACUGCAGUCCUGGGCAGGAGGGCUGCUACAGCGUGGGAAGGGGAGGCCAUCGGCAGUCAUCAAAGAGACCUACAAGCCUACAGAGGAGGAGCUGACGGACUUCUUGACAAAUGCUGAUUUCAUACGCUUCAGGGGCCAACAGGAGAAUUCAUCAACUGCAAUCGAAUUUUGCAUUGAGAAUCAAAUGUCAAUGCUUGUGUCAUGGUCAGUCACCGAAGAGACCUACAAUCCUUCAGAGGAUGAGCUGAUCGACUUCUUGGCAAAUGCUGAUUCCAUGCGUUUCAGGGGCCGACAGGAGAACUCGUCAACUGAUGUCGAGUUUUGCAUUGAGAAUCAAAUGUCGCCUAGGUCGUCAUCACUCAUCAAAGAAACCUACAAUCCUACCGAAGAGGAGCUGGCAGGCUUCUUUAAAAAUGCUGAUUCCAUGCGUUUCAGGAGCCGACAGGAGAACUCAUCAACUGCUAUCGAGUUUUGCAUUGAGGAUCAAAUGUCUUCUGGUACGGCUUAGUUUCUUUAGACAGACUACAAUAUUGCAUUAUCAUGGGUUUAGCUUAUUACAUAUGGAAGUGUAAACCAAAAUUUACGCAACUAUGUAUGGGAUAUAUAAUGAUGAUGAUCUUUAUUUGCAUGUUCCUGCCCAUGUGGGCUAAAUGCAGCAAAUCCCAUGAUGGGAUACUAAAGACUAAGUACUAUUACAUGUAGUAUUACAAAUGAAUAAACAUUACAUCCGGAGCUAUAUAAUGGAUUCCACAGUACUGUGUACGUUGGGCAAAAUGAAGGAUGGGUCUCACUUUGAACAUUUUCGUACCAACAAACAUGAAUUCAUGAUUAUAUUACUAGUAUUUUAUCUUUGGAUUACGUUGCCCUGCUCCAUAUUGCUAGCAAUGAUACAGUAUAAUCUAGGAAAUAUAGACAUUUGAAAAGUGAUAUGCGGACAUAUUCUAAAUACCAAACUUCUGAAGAACUGUAUUAAGUAGAGGUUAUCUGUACAUACCAUAUACUCAGUGCAUGUUUUUGAAAGCUUCCAAUAUUGUCUCCAGUUUUCUGGGCUUGUACAGUACUUUUAAGAAGUGAAGUGUAGACCGACAUCUGGUUCUUUUUACCAGAAUAUAUCGGUAGGAAGGAUUGUAUAAGGACAUAGACUGAUCAUAGUUCUGCCCAUGAGGAAACACAAUAACAGUUUACCAUUCGUACUAUUGCCUAUACCAUUGACAAGAUGUUGCAGUAUAGAAGUUGCAGAAUAUCCGGAAAUAUGCCAUUAACAGCCAUAUGCAUAACACUUGUAAACGGUGAAUUGAUUUUUUUUAUAUAGACAUCGUCGUGUUUGCAAAGAGACAAGUUAUUAGGGAUCAGCUGUGUCGAAAUUACAAUUAUAUAAGUCUUUAAACUUUCGCGGUGGUUUAUUUUCGCGGUGACUUUUCCACCGCACAUCCCUGACACCACGGAUACUACUACAGAAUCGUUUCAGCAGGUUAUUUUUUUCCUUCUUUGUUGAAUUUUUCAACAUG